GUUCAUGCUCAAAAAGUUUCCGGUUCAACAAUGGCAGCCACCAUAUGGGUUGCCUAAAGAUCGGCAUGUUGUACCUCUACUCAGGAACAUUAACUCCUUCACAAGCGGCUGUGCAGUUUUGGGAGGCUGUUGUUUCGUUUUGUUGCCCGUGCAAUGGAAACGAAUAAGCAGGAUUUCAUGGUGCACUACAAGAACAUAUCCUCGAAACUCAAAAAACGGUUCCUUCGCAAACCCAACUUGGCCGAAGUCAGCGACCAAUAUACUGCUUUGGGGAAACAGCUUCAGCACCUGGACUGCCCUCACUAUGCCGGCAUGUGCAGCCUUGCGGCCGCCAAGUGCGAGCAGUCGACGGGCAACGCAGCUGCGGAGGCCCAAUCGCUCGCGCUGGGGGCACGCCAGUUCUUCGAGGCCGAGGCGAGCAACCACGCGCUUCUGUGCCCCUCGCUGGAUGAACACCUGGCGAAUGCCCUGCACUGCUACUCGAGAGCUGUCGACCUGUACAUCGAGCUCCCCGAGCCGGCACUGGCGGCUGCCCUGUGCAUGGAGGCGGCGCACAAACUGCGAUCGAUCGAGCGAUCGGCCCUGGCGGUGUCAUUCCUGCAGCGGGCCGUCAAGCUCCAGAAACCGUGUGCCCUGGACUAUGCGGAUGCUCUUCAAGAACUGGCUUCUUGUCAAGUGGAGUUGGGUGACUACUCGGGGGCGCUGGAAUCACUCACCGAGGUUUACGGAAUUGCACAGGAAAAAAGUAUGUACAACGGCAUUCCCAUGGGAGUAUUUGCGAGCAUGCUGGCGUCAGCCGAAGUUUCGAGACUCCUGCUUUUACUCCUCUUGCAGCCUCCAACCCAGAAGAUGCCGGCGGAGCAUGCCCGUCUGCUCGACCGUUACCUCUACGACAGCCCCCAGGAGCUGAGCCCAAGCAAGCCAAGCUACCUCAGCGAGGACGUGUUCCUCUUGCUGCGAUCACUCGUGAUGGCUUUCGAAAGCAAGGACCGGGAGGCAGUCAAGACGCUGCAAGAUCACCUCUGGUCCCAGCUGACAGCCGAACAAAACGACCUGCUGCACGAAGCCGUGGAUCGGCUGUGCAACUGACUUCGGACGGCAUCCCCCACCUUCGACGGACCGGCUCGACUUUUUCGCGUGGUCGGCAUGGCAGUAUGGUAGACAUACCAGUUGAAGACUCAUUCCAUUCACCCCAGCAUUAGCAAUGACCCGCGAUGCGCGUGACGGAACACAAUCUCUGGGUGUGGGCUUGAAAUUUGUCUUCCGUGGGAGAGAGGGUCGACGGCGUAAGCAGACUGUGACAAAGUUUGUUGGUCAAGAAGAGAGUUUAUUAGCUCGAGGAUGUUCGGCGUAAACGUUGACGCCGGACGAAAAUGACUAGGCUCCACGCUUUUUGCGACAUUUGGAAAUCGUGGUGCAAGAGUGGCGUUUGCAUUUGUGCUGGCACAAAUGCUGCUCUUAGACAGUGUAAAGAGGAAGAUAGAGGAGGUCUUGCGACACCCUUUUGAUGCAAUAAAAAGAGCAAUUUA
This is a messenger RNA of Ixodes scapularis (black-legged tick), 1529 nucleotides long. It is a transcript of the gene Hap40, whose product is annotated as 40-kDa huntingtin-associated protein. Gene Ontology annotation, molecular function: protein binding. Lineage: Eukaryota; Metazoa; Arthropoda; Arachnida; Ixodida; Ixodidae. Gene Ontology annotation, cellular component: early endosome. The transcript has 11 exons. The record is from RefSeq and is a predicted model, not a curated record. Gene Ontology annotation, biological process: vesicle cytoskeletal trafficking. The coding region runs from base 154 to 1089 and encodes 311 amino acids.